AUGGAAGAGAUCCCAUUGGGGUCACCACCCAACUCCUCAAGCACAAUUAUUAGGUUCCCAGACGGCUUCACCCACGAACGAGGCACAUGGUACCUGAAAACCCCAAAAAAAUCAACCCUUUGUAUCAGAUUUAGUCUAAGGAAGAAGAAGAAGAAGGUUAAGCAGUUUUCCUCACUCACCAUCUUUGAGAAGCUUCUCCACAGUUACUCAAACAUUUCUUCUCCGUGUAAGUUCCAGCGUAGCUGCAGCGUUCACAGCUCCCACGAGCUUUAUAUGCUGGCCAGUGUCGUCCGAUGUUCUUGCCAUUUAUCCAAACUUGGCCUUUCCCCAUUGUGUUCAUGUCCAAAGCCAAUGGUUCAUUGCCUGCUGGUCAAAGGUUGCUUCUUGGCCACGGAUGCUCCUUCUUUCCAUUCCACGGAGGAACUCCCCGUUAAGGAGGACCUUGUAGGACCAUUUCCAUUUAGACAUGUCCCAUGUUCCGGAGUUGACUCCCUUCAGUGUGAUUGGGCCAAGAACCCCAGUAUUCCAUGUCUCGUAAUGCACACCAACGUUCUGUUAGCAAGAAAGGACCACAAAGCUCAGAACGUAGUCGUUUUUAUGGGACAAAAGCUCAGAGAGGAAGUAGAUAGUUCAUCAAGAGAACUAACCGGGAGACCUGCUGCAAUACUAAACAGAGCAACUGACGCAACAGUAAGAAGAGGGUCUUCACCAGUCGUCAAGAACUUCUCAUCAGCACCGAUCGUAAUGCUGAUUAUAUCCACAAACAGAACCAAUCGUCAGUUCUCCCGUAGAUUUAGUAUGAUACCAGAAAUAGUCCGUCUUGUCUCUGGUGAUGCUGAUCUGUUCCACAAGCCCAUCUUGUGCAAACGACCUGUACCUUGCAACACACAGAGGUCAAUCUCAGUGAUACCACGACUCCUUGCGGAACAACAAGGUGAUGAGGGUGAAAUUACCGUAUUCAUCAAGAGGAGCGUCGUAGUCAUAGCUGGUGGCGAUGAAUUUACCGGCUGUUCUGUCGAAGAGCCACCGUUCUGUAUGAAGCGAGCCACGGAGAAGGCAAUGUCUUCGGCUGGUCUAUAUGGUACUGCACCUCCAAACUCUGUGAACCUGGUGUGCUUCUUGGGUAGUGAAUGGAGCCAGAUAGAAGGAUCCUUCUCUGACCAUUGAUGAUCACAGCUUUAUGAUCGUAUGUGACCACUGCUUUAACUGAACAAAUCAACGAUGAACAACAGAGAACCCCCAGAAAUAUCCAUACUUUAUCGCUAAAACUCAACCCCAUCUCCACUGAUUUGCCAGAUCAAACCUUUGGAUGUUUUUGUUGUGAGAAACUGGUAAAGAAGAUUCCACCGAGUUUUUUUAUGAUGGGUAUUGGGUAUUCGUGGGUAUGGAACUAAUGAGGUUCUUGAAGCUAUUUAUAUAUUAAGGUUUUCACACCUGCUUUGUUUUUUGUUAAAAAGUUUUCUUAAGGUUUUCACACAUGCCUUUAAUAGAAGAAAAAAAAUGUGAAUCUUUAUAAAGGGUAAAAAUAUAUUUUGACAUUACAUUA
Thlaspi arvense is the source of this 1546-nucleotide messenger RNA. The record is from the annotation of a GenBank genome assembly. NCBI's taxonomy places the organism in Eukaryota, Viridiplantae, Streptophyta, Magnoliopsida, Brassicales, Brassicaceae.